Molecule: messenger RNA, 1027 nt
Organism: Drosophila suzukii
Lineage: Eukaryota; Metazoa; Arthropoda; Insecta; Diptera; Drosophilidae
Gene: mil
Product: milkah
Biological process (GO): nucleosome assembly
Cellular component (GO): chromatin; nucleus
Molecular function (GO): chromatin binding; histone binding
Source: RefSeq, a predicted model, not a curated record
UUUCAUUCUCACCCAGACAGUCGGAACGAAUUCAACAAAAUUUCAGCUCGUUAAACUACGUUGUAAAAAGCGAAAUUUUCUUAAUUUUUUCUUGGUUUUCUUAGCGGAGUACCAGCUAAGAUACGACAUACCAUCGAUCCUGAAAUGGAAACCAUGCGAAACAGAACUGCUGCGCGUGUUAAAUACACUGCUCCACCAAAGGAAACAAAUGAUACCAGGUUCACUGAGGCUGAGAAGAAGACGAUUACCGAGCUGAAGCAGCUCUAUUUGGAGACCAUAAAUCUGGAUGUUGCCCUCCAGCGCGACAUUUACAACAUGGAGAAGAAGUACGAGGACAAGCAUAAUGUCAUUUUCGAGAAGCGCAAGAAGAUUCUAGAUGAAUUUCGGAAACAAAACUGCGGUGAUUCGGAGUCUAAUCAAAGCGUUCCUAAUUUUUGGUUAAAGGUGCUUAAGUACUCGUACACAGAGUUCAUUAGCAAGAAGGAUGAGAAAAUUUUAGAGUGCUUGUGCGACAUUCGCUCUCGUCUCCAUAACGAUCCGGUGGUGAAGUUCGACAUAGAGUUCCAUUUUGACCCCAACGACUACUUCACCAACACCGUGCUGACCAAGACUUACUUCCUUAACUGCCUGCCGGAUCCCGAUGAUCCACUGGCUUACGACGGCGCCGAGAUCUUCAAGUGCGAGGGUUGCGAGAUCAAUUGGAAGGUGUCCAAACAGACCAAGGAGAAGGAGGGCCCAGGCGACCAGCCAUCGUUCUUUGACUUUUUCUCGCCGCCACAACUACCGGACGAUACCGAGGAUCCCAACUACUGCGAUGUCAAUGCCAUACUUCAAAAUGACUUUGAACUCGGAUUUUACCUGAAGGAGCGUGUGAUCCCCAAGGCGGUGAUCUUCUUCACCGGCGAGAUAGCCGAUUGCCAGAGCUCCAGCGAGUCGGAGACUGAGACUGACGAUACCGAGGACGAGUCUGAUGCCGAAGAAGAGUCCUCUAAUGACGCCGACAAGUAAACUCGUUUCCGGUUCUCAA